AUGGAUACUCUUAGGGAUGAAGCCAUUAUUAUUUGUCUUUUCAUCUUCAUUUUCUUCUCCAACAACAACGGAAUUGAUGGUACUACUUUUAAUUUAAUAAACAGAUGUGACUACAACGUAUGGCCCGGAAUAUUAGCCAAUGCAGGUAGUGACAAACUGGAUAGUACCGGGUUCAUACUUGCCCCGGGUGAUUCACGGGUAUUCCAACCUCCACAACAAUGGUCGGGUCGGAUCUGGGGUCGAACCGGUUGUAAUUUUGAUCCCAACACCGGUCAAGGAAAUUGUGCCACCGGCGAUUGUAGAUCAAACCAAAUGGAAUGCAAUGGUGCCGGAGCAACUCCCCCAGCCACCCUCGCGGAAUUCACUAUUUUCUCAGGUGUGAAGCAAGAUUUCUACGAUAUUAGCUUAGUUGACGGAUACAAUUUACCAAUGGCAAUCCAAGCGGUUGGCGGGUCGGGUCCAUGCGAGACAAUGGGUUGUGCCAAGGAUUUGAACCGAAUGUGCCCGAAUGAGUUACGGGUCGGGGAUGGGCAAGCAUGCAAAAGUGCAUGUGAAGCAUUUGGUACCCCUGAAUAUUGUUGCAGCGGCGCGUACGGUUCACCUUCCACCUGUAAGCCGUCUAGCUACUCGGCGAUGUUUAAAAACGCGUGCCCAAAAUCGUAUAGCUACGCAUACGAUGAUCCUACGAGUACUUUUACGUGUACCGGAGCUGAUUAUACGAUAACAUUCUGUCCUUCAUUAACAAGUCAAAAAUCAUCGAGAGACUCUUCGCCGUUGAACGGCAACGGAAAAGGAUUUUCUAUCGGAAAUGGCGGGUCCGGGUCGGGUUCUAGUCCGGCGGAGGAUCCAUUUCCAUUUGGCAGUUCAUGGUUACCGGAUUUUAUGACGGGGGACUCAUCACGAACAAAUUUUUCUUAUUUUGACAUAAAAAUUGCAUUUUUAAUCUUUUCUUUUCUUCACUUUUUAUUAAUAUUUUAAUUUUUCCAAUUUAAUUUCUACAUUUUGAUGGUGACUUGAGAUAUUCACAUUUGAAGAAGAUCAAGAAAAAAAAAAAAGGCUGAUGAUUUUUUUUCUUCUUCUUGUAAAGCACAUUUUUUUAGGUUUCAUAUGUAUAGAGAUUUAAUUUGCAAUUUCUCAAAGUAGUACUUAUUAUUGCAGUGUUCACAUUUGCUUUUGUACCACUUUUUUUUAAAGAGAACAUCUAGGAACAUUUGUAAG
Molecule: messenger RNA, 1218 nt
Organism: Solanum tuberosum (potato)
Lineage: Eukaryota; Viridiplantae; Streptophyta; Magnoliopsida; Solanales; Solanaceae
Product: pathogenesis-related protein 5
Exons: 5
Coding region: 1-978 (325 amino acids)
Source: RefSeq, a predicted model, not a curated record